Pseudoliparis swirei is the source of this 1827-nucleotide messenger RNA. It is a transcript of the gene ywhaz, whose product is annotated as tyrosine 3-monooxygenase/tryptophan 5-monooxygenase activation protein, zeta polypeptide. Lineage: Eukaryota; Metazoa; Chordata; Actinopteri; Perciformes; Liparidae. Gene Ontology annotation, cellular component: cytoplasm. The record is from RefSeq and is a predicted model, not a curated record. The transcript has 6 exons. The coding region runs from base 95 to 835 and encodes 246 amino acids. Gene Ontology annotation, biological process: signal transduction.
CCCGUGGACUGCAUUCACACAGACGGGUUGAGAGAAUCAGCUGUAGCUUGGCACGCCGAAAUCACUGCUAUCUGCCAGUACACAGCCAGCAGUCAUGAGCGAGGCACCCCAGAAGGAACAGGUGCAGAAGGCCAAGUUGGCCGAGCAGGCCGAGCGCUACGAUGACAUGGCCGCCGCGAUGAAGGCCGUGACGGAGGAGAACAGCGACCUGUCGAACGAGGAGCGCAACCUGCUCUCCGUGGCCUACAAGAACGUGGUGGGCGCCCGCCGCUCCUCGUGGCGCGUGGUGUCCAGCAUCGAGCAGAAGGCCGAAGGCGAGAGGAAGAGGGCCAUGUCCAAAGAGUACCGCGAGAUGAUCGAGAAGGAGUUGAAGGAGAUCUGCCAGGACGUGCUGGCUCUCCUGGACACUUUUCUCAUCGUCAACGCCGUCGAAGCGGAGAGCAAAGUCUUCUAUUUGAAAAUGAAGGGAGACUACUACCGCUACUUGGCUGAGGUGGCGACCGGAGAAGCGAGGAAAGCCAUCAUGGACGACUCAAAGAACGCCUACCAAGGCGCCUUUGAUAUCAGCAAAACUAAAAUGCAGCCCACGCACCCCAUCCGUCUUGGUCUCGCACUCAAUUUCUCCGUUUUCUAUUAUGAGAUCCUCAACUCACCUGACAAGGCCUGCCAGCUGGCUAAAGACGCUUUCGAUGAGGCCAUUUCAGAGCUUGAUGCACUGAGUGAAGAUUCGUACAAAGACAGUACACUAAUCAUGCAGCUACUGAGAGACAACUUGACACUGUGGACCUCUGACAACCAGGUGGAGGCAGAGGACACGGAGGAGACCAGAGAAUGAGCCCGACCCCACAGUCGUCCCUGUCUACCUGCCAUCAUCCCGGUUCAUCUUCGACAUGUCCAUCAACACUGAGACCACCUUAUUAUUAUUAUUAUUAUUAUCAUUGUCGUCCAAAAAAUCUCUCCAUCUUUUUUCUAUUUAGUUCUCUCAGCGCUCAUCUCAUUCCUGCCGGUCUACUAUUCCUCCUUUUUUGUAGUAACUGUGGGGGGAAGGGGAUGGGGAGGGGAGGGUAAGUUUUAAAUUGCGUGGCGGGGAGGGUCCAUGUGGAAGGGUAAAGUGGGUUUGGUUGCUUGUCUGCUGACCUUUUUUCUUUGUGUGGGAGCAAUGGGGUUGUUGCGUUAUUGAGGUGGUGGGUGAGAGGCCGAGUCGUCGGCUCGUGAACACGCAGCAGGGCGAGCGUUUAGAGGCGGGAAACAGUCCGUGUGUGUGUGUGUGUGUGCGUCCUCUUCGUGUUCACGGCCCGCGUCUCGAUGAUGAAUCUGGUCUCACGACGAGGAGUUGGCUGCUCGCGGCGGCGUAGGAGACGCGAGGAAUGGCGGCGGAGGUUUAGUUGGAACACAACGGUUACAUUCCAUUUACUGUCAGUUGCUCAACUUUCUACUCAUUUUGUUUUGUUUUCGGGUGAACUGCUUUUGUAUUUCUAUGUAUUGAAUUACGAGGUAUAGAAAAAUAUUUAAGAACAAAAGAGCACACAAGCUUUUUAUGAGCACCGCAGUUCAAAAAACAAAAUGCCACGUGCUAAUCUAGUUACUGCUUUAUCAAAUUUAAGAUUUUGAUUUGUCUUUUAUUCUCCUUUGUUUUCUUUUGAUACUUGCCUAAACUGCAUGUUGGUAAGAAUUAGUUUGUGGAGAUGUAAGGAUGGUUGUGGUCGGGCGGGCUAGCUUUGUUCAUGUCUUUGGAAUUUUCAUACAGAACACCCAAGCAUAACUGUUAUUUGGGGGGAAAUGUGUAAUUUCAUGUAAGUGGAAUAAAAAAUAAUUUAAAAGUUUCAA